Molecule: messenger RNA, 628 nt
Organism: Orbicella faveolata
Lineage: Eukaryota; Metazoa; Cnidaria; Anthozoa; Scleractinia; Merulinidae
Product: neuroligin-4, X-linked-like
Source: RefSeq, a predicted model, not a curated record
GAAUCAUACCGCCGACCUCAUCGCAGACGCGUUGGAGUUCAUGUACACACCAUGGCCUGACAAUAGCGAUAAAUACGCACUGAGAAGCCAGCUGGUGGACAUCAUCGGUGAUUCGGUGUUUGUCGCACCAAGUCACGAGGUCGCUGACAUUCACAGUCAACACGCUCCCGUGUACAUGUACGAGUUCGCUCAUCGUUCAAAUAACGCCAGUUUCUACCCUGAGUGGAUGGGUGUUGUCCACGGGGAAGAUCUACCUUACGACUUCGGAAUCCCACUGUUACCAAGGUUUUCCGAAUAUAACGUUGUGGACAAAAACAUCAGUUUGUUUGUUAUGGCAGUCUACGCCAACUUCGCGAGGACUGGCGAUCCAACACCCCAGUCAGUCAGCGGUGUUACGUGGGAGAGGUACAACAGCAGUCACAGAGCUUACCUGCGAGUUGACGCCAGUCCCAAGAUGACGGCAGCAUUUGCUCCUCGCCGAAUGACAUUUUGGAAUGAGUACUAUCCUAAACUGCUGCAAGUGAAGUUUGAUACCAAAGACGAAGUAACCAGCGAUGCUAGUGCUAGUGUUGCCAUGGCAGUUUUUCAUCAAGUUGCCCUCGUCAUCAGUUUGGAGUUGUUUAACUAA